Molecule: messenger RNA, 1194 nt
Organism: Thermothelomyces thermophilus ATCC 42464
Lineage: Eukaryota; Fungi; Ascomycota; Sordariomycetes; Sordariales; Chaetomiaceae
Product: epimerase/hydratase
Exons: 6
Coding region: 151-1194 (347 amino acids)
Biological process (GO): S-adenosylmethionine biosynthetic process
Cellular component (GO): methionine adenosyltransferase complex
Molecular function (GO): methionine adenosyltransferase regulator activity
Source: RefSeq, a predicted model, not a curated record
CGAACUCUCUGUUAUCUGAGAGUCUGCUUGUCAAAUGUGCCCCUUCUCUCCAGUUUAGCAUCUGGCCACAACGGCGACCACUUACUUCCGUGACCCCAGUGAGGAAGAGCAAGAGAGGGAGAGACAGAGAGACAGAAAACCUAAACAGGAAUGCCACACAUGCUUCUGGAAGACCACCGGGAGAAGAUGAACGGCCACAAGGAGACGCCGGUUGACUACCUCCUCUUUGGCAAUGGCUGGAUUGCCAGCCAAGUCAAGCAACUCCUGCUGGAGCAGGGGAAAGUCGUGGCGACGUCCUUCGCGCGACUGGAGAACAGGGAGGAUGUGAUGAGGGAUCUGAAGCGAUAUGCCCCAAGACGUGUCAUGAACUUUGCUGGAGUCCGUGGCCUGCCAAAUGCCGACUGGUGCGAGGACCAUAAGGUCGAGACGGCUCGAUCCAACGUUCUAGGCGUCAUGAAUCUCGUUGAUUGCUGCUACCUGCUCGACAUCCACAUCACUCAUUUCGGUUCGGCUUGUGUAUACGAACACGACGCCAACCACCCGCCGGACCAUCACUUCACCGAGGAUGACGAGCCGUUCUAUCAUGCCUCGUUUUACUCCCACACGAGACUUGUCAGCGAAUGGGCUAUCCGCCAUUAUCCGAAUCUCCUCAUCCUUCGCGUCCGAGCCCCCAUCGCGGCGAACCUGGACCCGAACAACCUUCUCACCAAGCUCUUCAACUACAAGAGGAUCCUGAACAUACCGGCGUCCGGGACCGUCCUUCCCGACCUGUUGCCCGGCGCCAUCCUGCUUGCCGAGCAUGGUGAGACGGGCAUCUACAACCUGAUCAGCCCCCAGCCCUUCACCAACAACGAGAUCCUCUCCCUCGCCAAGAAGUACGUCCACCCGUCGCUGACGUGGGAGAACUUCGAGCUGGAGGACCAGAAGGCGGUGCUGAAGGCCCCGCGGUGCAAUCCCGUCUUCGACACCACCAAGCUGGUCAACAAGCUCCGCGAGCUGGGCUACCAAGUCAAGGACACGCACGACGCGCUCGAGGACAUGUUCAUCAAGAUGGGAGAGCAGCUCGCCCGCGUCGCCUCGUUUGGAGGCCUGAGCAGCGAGGAGGCCCUUCUCGCGCUGACCACGCGCGAGCGGGCGAUCGGGCCGCGCCCCGGAGAGCAGCAGGUUAACGCGAGUCCGAUUGCUACCCGUUAG